CCCGCUAUAACGUUGUUUAGAUCUCCCCAACCCUUGUCGGCCGUCACGCACAUCACCUGCUGACAGCUGAAAUUCACAUCUGGCAAUUGCUUUGAAAAGAAGAGAAAAGUUACGAAUGUAGCAGGCAGCCGCACAUUUCAAUUGAAAGUUUGUUGAUGAUGUAGAUUACCGACUUAGGGAUCUAAAUUGUGUAAUCCAAGGCCAAAGCGAAGGAGAAGGCCAUCCCCUUUUCUCGUACAUGCAUGCGGGCUAGCAGUCUUAUUGUUAACUGGACCAACCAAAGAAGUCUGAUAUGCAACUUGUUCUUCUCAGUUACUAAAUAUGAAGUGCUGUUGUAGGCUUUUGUUUAAAGAUUACAGACAUUAACAAGGACCAUUUGUAUCUGAUAUUUUAGCCAUGUGUAAUUGAAGCAAAUAUCAAAGCCGAACCAAUAGUUGUGUGUAUCGAAACUUCUUUCUUCAGGGCAUCCAAAUUUUGGGCAUACACGUUAAACAAGAUGGAGGUUGGAAUGAUGCAAGCUGCAGCUGAUGAAGAUUUUGAGAAACUUUGGCAAAUGGUAGCAGAUAACUCUUGGAAACUGGAGUAUCAACAUGAGGAAAUCAAUGUGUGGAGCAAACAUUCAAACAGCACAGACUUAAAAAUUGUCAAAGUGAAAACCACUUUUCAUGAUGUUGAUAUGUGGUUGUUGUUUGAUCUCUUAAUGGAUGGAGACUAUAGACCUGUUUGGGAUACAUGUAUGGUUGCAUCUUACACCAUAGGCUAUAUUAAUCCAAACAAUGAUGUUGGUUAUUACGCCAUGUCGUGCCCGCCACCGAUUCAGAACCGCGAUUUUGUCCUUCAACGUUCGUGGUUAGCCACACCAAAAGGAGUAUCCCACAUCACAGGCUACGUUAUCGAGCCUUUGCCCGGAAAAUCCAAGGGCCUAACGCUUGCCUAUGUCUCGGCAACGGAUCCACGGGGAGCAAUCCCUACUUGGGCUGUGAAUAAAGGCACUCAGUAUUUUGCCCCCAAGAUGAUGAAAACUUUGCAUAAAGCUUGCCGCGGAUAUUUAGAAUGGAAACAAUUACAUAGUCCAGGCUUCAAACCUUGGUUGUAUCCCGAACAAAUGGACCAUCCAAAACUGCUAGUCGAGCAAGACACUACUGUAAAUGGUACUAACGAAAUUCCGUUGAACGACAAAGGAACUAAUGGAGAGAGUCAAGAGACGGUAUUAUUUUAAUGAAAAGCACUUUCGAACGCCGUGCACAAGUAUGCUAGCUUAUGUUUCACUUGGUUGUCACUAUGAAAAUAUGUCGCGCUUAUUAAUUAUUUUGAAGGAUAGAACGAUUGUGAACAAUUUAAUAUAACAUAGCCCACUGUUAUAUUGAUGAAGAAAAACUAAUCAACAACUGCAUUCCACAUAUUCCUUAAAGAAUGUAGAUGAGGAAAAAACACUUGCAACAAAUAGACAUUUCAAUUUGGGAAUAA
Daphnia magna is the source of this 1467-nucleotide messenger RNA. RefSeq names its product START domain-containing protein 10-like. The transcript has 9 exons. Gene Ontology annotation, molecular function: lipid binding. Lineage: Eukaryota; Metazoa; Arthropoda; Branchiopoda; Diplostraca; Daphniidae. The record is from RefSeq and is a predicted model, not a curated record. The coding region runs from base 497 to 1219 and encodes 240 amino acids.